CGCGCAUCUGGCACCACCGAGUCAACGGUUAUAAAGGAUGGUGGGAGAGACUCCGCAGUCCUUGGCCAGUGCGCGUGCGUCGCGUGUCUCUUGUCUCUCCCGCGCUACCUGCUCACAUUUCGGACAGAUGGGUGCCACGCAGAGCUGGAUCGUCUUGCUGACGGUCGUGUUGGGUGCGACAGCCGUUCUUGCCGCCAUUCCAGGACCUAAAAACAGACGCUACCCUGACAACAUUGUGCAGCCCAAGGUGAAGUGCGUGAAGGAGGGCAGCUUCCCCCACCCCCGGAACUGCAGCUGGUAUUACAGGUGUGUUGAUCGCAUGAACAUUGGCUUCUUCUGGACUUACUACUUUGAAUGUGAGCCCGGCACGGUGUUCUCCGAUGAGCUGGACCAGUGCAUCCACCCCUUCUUGGCUAAACCACCCUGCGGGGGACAGACCACCACCACUACCACCACAACAGAGCAAACCAUCAUUCCUUGCCAUGGAGUAGAUGGAACCUGCAAGACUUAUGAGAUCUGUGUGCCCGAAAGACGCACGAGGAAAUUCUGUGAUAAGAUCAGAUGCCCCUUGAGAACUCCCGAGCUGUCCUGUGCUGAGGGAUAUUCCUUCGAUAUGGACGGCCGGCAGUGCGACAAGAUUCCAGAAGCCUCGACCCUGUGCGGCGCCACCACCAGCAUCAACAUCACCCAGGAGGGCCAGGUGCCUUGCUCCGCCACCAACGUGAGGCCCAUGACAGAUUUGGUCUCGCGUAUCUACUGCAACGAUUUUGUGUUUUGUAACGGCAACAAGUUCGCGGGAAAAAAGAAGCUGUGCACGAACUACUACGAGUGUCAGCGUGUCGGCAACAAGUGGGAGGCGUUCCUGCGCUCGUGUCCCCCGGGUCUCCUUUACAGCUUCGCCAAUGACCAGUGCGAGCCCAAGCCCUCAGAAUCGGAGCUGUGCUAAGAGGAAUCGCAUUGGACUACCUGCAGCCAGUUUUUGCUUCCCAAUCAAAACAGCGUAACAGAUGAUCACCGCGCUUACUUAAACAUUCCCUUCCCCACACCAAGUUUAAGCUCUUCGCCUCGACAGUUAUCCUCCUCCCACUCACCACCACCGCGUAAGAAGGUCUGCAUCAAUUGACAAGGUCCAUAUAAAAUCUUGUAUAGGUUAAAGCUGCUCUUACGUAUGUCAGUAGUACACAAGUGAAUGGUUAAUACAGUACUGGUCCUGUUUUUUCCUGCACUGCACUUGCGAUGUCAGAGUGCACAGCCAGGACAGGACAGCUUGAGUUGGGGACCGUUAGCAUAACACGUAUUCCUUGCCGUGUCCUCGUGGCGUCCCAGUGGUGACGUGUGGUCUGAGAGGGGAACACAACGCAUAUUGCACAGUAGGUGACUGUGAUGGCCCAUGCUGGCUCUUGCGGGCUCAGCCAUUGGUGCUGGAAGCCGUCCCGUCCAAACCUGUCUCAAGUCUGCUGUAUAAUUAUCCUGCCUUACUUAAUGUUUAUUGGUGAUGACGAGCGGAGAUGCGGUGUGUGGAGUGUUGCUGCAUGUCCUGACUGAUGCAGCAACAGCACACACGCCUCUGUUUAUUCGCAAUGGUAUUUCAUCCGCGGAAUUUGCUGCUUUCUAGUUUUCCACGUUCCCAGCAGCUGAAUUUAUGAGUAUAAUUUGUAUCAUGCGCUGGAAACAAAUAGGAGCGGAUAAAGAAUGUGUCUAAAUAUUACAAACGAAAAUAAUUGUCUGAUAGUACAAAUUCGUAGCCUUCCUUCACUCGUGCUCCACCCGGACAGUACAAACAGAAGAUAACAGGAAAUUAAUUAUUCAUAGUGUUGAUGGGGAAUAAAUAGAUGGAAAUAGCUACUACCAGGGUACGGACCGCGGCGAGAGGCGUGGCGGGUCAGCUUGUACCGCCACCCGAGCCCCGCCAGCCAGCCACCUUGUCACACUGUCUUGUCCUCGCUCGCUAUAAGGACAGCAGAUCAUCUUAUUUUUUUUCAGGAUUGUGAUAGUUUCAUCCAUUCUCUGCCUGCUUAGUACCUCCACGCUUAUUCCUGUGGACGGUAAAUACAUCUAAAUCAUCUUCAUUAUUAUUAUUAUUGUCUACACAUCUCUUAGUGUUGACUGUUGAGUGUGUACGUCUGUGUGUGUAUUCGUGCAUCCCAACAAGUCAUCUGUUCUUUCGUCUGUGUAUGUUUCGUCCCAAAAAUAUACUCCUAAGUUA
This is a messenger RNA of Portunus trituberculatus (swimming crab), 2206 nucleotides long. RefSeq lists its product as uncharacterized. The transcript is spliced from 7 exons. Lineage: Eukaryota; Metazoa; Arthropoda; Malacostraca; Decapoda; Portunidae. Gene Ontology annotation, molecular function: chitin binding. Gene Ontology annotation, cellular component: extracellular region. The record is from RefSeq and is a predicted model, not a curated record. Bases 38 to 946 code for a protein of 302 amino acids.